Messenger RNA from Arachis stenosperma, 2264 nucleotides. Its product is annotated as prolycopene isomerase, chloroplastic. Gene Ontology annotation, molecular function: carotenoid isomerase activity; oxidoreductase activity. The transcript has 13 exons. NCBI's taxonomy places the organism in Eukaryota, Viridiplantae, Streptophyta, Magnoliopsida, Fabales, Fabaceae. Gene Ontology annotation, biological process: carotenoid biosynthetic process. Bases 229 to 2064 code for a protein of 611 amino acids. The record is from RefSeq and is a predicted model, not a curated record.
AUGUUAUCAAUGGAUUUACAACAUUUUUGUCUUUGUUCCCACAAGGAAUCAGUUUCCUCAGUUAGUGGAAUCCACACUAUUCGGCUCACCAACAAAACUUGCCAUUAAUUUGCCAUUAUCACUCACCGAUCGUACCCACUAUUACAUAUGUCAUAUGAUAUAUGAAUAUAUAUGUACCAGCACACUACUCUAACACACUUUCCAUUUUCCAUCUUCCACUACUGAACCAUGCUCAAUUUCGCUUUCCUUUCAGCUCCCCAAAAACAUGUCUUUUCCAGCUACAUCUCUCAUCAUACACCUUUGCACCCCACCGUUCAAAAUCCAAACUUUCAUUCAAAGUUUGAAUCUUUAGCUUCUGGGGUUUGCAAAGCAAGUGAAUUUCCAUCUGGGUAUGGCGGUUUGAGAGCAAAAGCUUCAAGAGGGAAAAGGGUGUUGGCUGUGGUGUCAUCAGAACCAGUGGUGGAAAGCGAGGGAAGUGGGAGAAGAGAGGAAAGUGGUGAAAGGUUUGAUGCAAUUGUUAUAGGGUCUGGGAUUGGAGGGUUAGUUGCAGGGACCCAGUUAGCAGUGAAAGGUGCAAGAGUUUUGGUUUUGGAGAAGUAUGUGAUUCCUGGUGGAAGCUCUGGUUUUUAUCAGAGAGAUGGGUAUACUUUUGAUGUUGGUUCAUCUGUCAUGUUUGGUUUUAGUGAUAAGGGUAAUCUCAAUUUGAUUACACAAGCAUUGGAAGCAGUUGGUUGCAAGAUGCAGGUGAUACCUGAUCCGACAAUGGUCCAUUUUCAUCUACCAAAUAAUCUUUCUGUUCACGUGCACAGAGAAUAUGAAAAGUUCAUUCAAGAAUUGACGAGUUACUUUCCCCACGAAAAGGAGGGUAUCCUCAAAUUCUUUGGUGAAUGCUGGAAGAUUUUCAAUGCGCUGAAUUCGUUAGAGUUGAAGUCGCUGGAGGAGCCACUCUAUCUUUUUGGACAGUUUUUUCAGAAACCAGUUGAAUGCUUGACCCUAGCUUAUUAUUUGCCUCAGAAUGCUGGGGACAUAGCUAGGAAGUACAUUAAAGAUCCACAGUUGUUGUCUUACAUAGAUGUUGAGUGUUUUUUAGUGAGCACAGUCAAUGCUUUGCAGACCCCAAUGAUCAAUGCAAGCAUGGUUCUAUGCGAUAGGCACUUUGAGGGGAUUAACUACCCCAUUGGUGGUGUUGGUGGCAUUGCAAAGUCCCUGGCGAAAGGUCUAGUCGAUAAGGGCAGUGAGAUACUAUACAAGGCAAAUGUCACUAAUAUCAUACUUGAUGAGAAUGGCAAAGCUGUAGGAGUGAGGCUUUCAGAUGGAAGAGAAUUCUUUGCCAAAACCAUAAUAUCCAAUGCUACGAGAUGGGACACAUUUGGAAAGUUAUUAAAGGGAGAAGUGAUUCCGAAAGAGGAAGAGAACUUCCAGAAUGUUUAUGUUAAAGCUCCUUCUUUUCUCUCAAUUCACAUGGGAAUUAAAGCCGAGGUUUUACCACCUGAUACAGAUUGCCACCAUUUUGUGCUUGAGGACGACUGGACCAAAUUGGAGACGUCUUAUGGAAGUUUGUUUUUAAGUAUACCAACUGUUCUCGAUUCAUCACUGGCUCCAGAAGGUCGUCACAUCCUUCAUAUAUUCACAGUUUCUUCGAUGGAGGACUGGGAGGGAAUUGGAAAAGAAGAAUAUGAGGCAAAGAAGCAGUUUGUAGCAGAUGAAAUCAUAUGCAGAUUAGAGAAGAAAUUGUUUCCAGGUCUUAAAUCAUCCAUUGAUUUUAUGGAGGUAGGGACACCAAAGACACACCGGCGGUACCUAGCUCGUGUUGAUGGAACUUAUGGACCAAUGCCUCGCAAAACUCCAAAGGGAUUACUGGGAAUGCCAUUCAAUACCACGGGCGUAAAUGGUCUUUACUGUGUGGGUGAUAGCUGCUUCCCUGGACAAGGUGUUAUUGCAGUUGCUUUCUCAGGAGUCAUGUGUGCUCAUCGAGUUGCUGCAGAUAUUGGGUUGGAGAAGAAGUCACCAGUUAUGGAUACCAUGCUGCUUAGGUUGCUUGGUUGGUUAAGAACACUUGCAUGAGGCAUAAUAUAGUUAACACCUUAGAUUAUCAUAACUUCUGCAUCAGCUCAAUUUUCAUUAUAGGAUUCCUUCACUGAAGAACAAGACAAUAAAAAAGUGUAUAUUUGUUGUUGUAUUAUUUAUAUUGGGGAUGGAGGGAUUUGCUGUGAAGUGUAAAAUGUAAAUGAUCAAUGUAUGAUUGAUAAAGUCUUCUUCAUAAA